AUGCCAACAGAUCUCGACGGAAGUCUUGAACAAGAUGUAAGAGGGAAUGCCAAUGAUCGGAAUGGUGGGAUGAGAAGACAAAGUACCGUAGUUACCAAAGAUGACGACUCUGAAUUGUCAGAAUGUGAGUGUCAGACAAGACAGUAUCCUCCAUGGACCGGAGAGAUUCACGGAAUGAGUCAGGUAAGUCGAUAACCGCAAUUCUCUUUCCUUUUUUUCUUAUUGUUAGACAAACGCGGGUUUUAUUGAUUUACUUCUUAACUGAACACCGUAUAAAAUUUAGGCCCUCCUGAGUAAGUCCAGAAAGCUCCGUGCAUUCUGGUGGUUGGUAUUAUUUGUUUGCACAAGCUGCGGAACCGCGACAACAGUAUUGGUGGUCAUUGAGUACUUACAAGGCCCUACAGCGACCUCAACGACAAUUCGAUUGGUAUGUCGUAUUCGUUUAUUUUCCUUACCAUAUGUGCCUUUAUUUACGAGCAGCUGCAGCGGAUAUAAAAAUAGAGUUUUAUCAGCCUGCGUAUAUGCGCAUAUUCGAUAUCAUUUGAAGAGAUAGGGGCGGUGGUGCAACCGAACAAAAGCUCGUUAUUUAUGCAUCGGGAAAAGCGGGAAAUAAUAUUAAGUACAGUGUUUAUGUUGACCAUGUUCUUGGUCAUGCUGGAAAUGGCAAUUUUGGCAAUUACCAGUCGUAUUCUUUCAGGUAUCUUCCCUCCAACUCCCAGCUAUAACAGUUUGUCCGAAGGUGCCAGAUGCGUUGGAUUUCGACGGUCUUUUUGAUGACAUGAGAACGCUAAUGCCUGAAAUUUCAAAUCAGACGGCUCUGGACGUUGUGAGAUUUUGGCUAGCCGGCUCUGGCCUAGAAAAUAUCGACGCGAUCAAUGAUUACAACAGGACGUAUCUAGAUGAAUUGAGUACCGUUUUCAACCGGUGGAGCGAAGGAUACGAUCCCAAGUCGUUCUUUGAACUUAUGCAGGUAAUUUUGAAGCAAUGUUUUAGGAUCUUUUGGUAAAGCGGAUUUUCCAAAAAUUCGGUGAUUUAAAAAAAAAUUACUUCAUCCUAAAUUCAGAUUUUUAUAUAAUCUUUGAUUUCAAUAUUCAGAAAAAUCUUUUGAUUAUGGAAUCCCACUCUUAUGUUUUCUGCACGUAUCAAAUUUCUUCGAUUUCAAAUUUUGUAUUUUCUGCUGUUAAACCUACGAAUUUACAAUUCAUGUGCAACAUGUAUGCUUCAAUCAUUUUAUAUGUAAAGGAGUAAUGACCUUUACUCCUUUACAAGCUUCGCAAAAAAUGGAAAACAUGACCACUACGCUAUAUUUUAGUCCAAAUAUUUGUCUUGGCAUUUGCGUAUUUCCUCAAAACAUAGAUUACAUUCGUGUACCAGAAUUUUUAUUUUUCAGACUAAACAUGGAUACACUUGCGAUGAAUUGUUUUACUACUGUGAAUUGGGAGGAAAAGCCAAGAAUUGUUGUACGGAUAUGUUCAGAAAAAGGGCUGUGAUGAGGAGGGGGCUGUGCUUUCAAACGUUGCCCAAUGUAAAUCAGACGGAGGCUGAUGACAUUGGAAGACUAGUGCUCUUGAUGAAAUCACCAAAGAGUAUCAUCUCUCCGCAGUAUAAUUACACGCAGGUGAGUUGAUUAAUUAACUUGUUUUCAUUGGCACCCUCUUUUUACUACUUGCCCCGAUUGACAAUCAACUUUUCAGCCACAAAUCAUCAUCUAUGUAAACGACAACUUUGAUUAUGUCCUCGAUUUCCCUCGCUUCUACCUCUACCCAAAUGAAUGGAAUCGAAUGCAUUUUACAGCUCGUUUAGUGGAACUUCUCGAGCAUCCCAGUGACUGCACCAGCGAGGUGGGUUUGAUUCCUUUAUGGUUGUGGUGGUGUUUGUGACACAUGUUCAUAAAAAACACCCUCCUAUAUAAACACAUGUACUAUGCACAUGAAUAUCCGAGGAGUUUGAUCUCUACAUGACACGAGUAGUGUUUACAUCCUACAAUGUCCCGGGUUGCUACAGAAUAUUGAGAAGAAUAUUCUUGGGAUUCCACGAGUUCUCUAAAAAUUCUCCGAUUUAAAAGACACUUCGCGAGUUGCUGAAGCAGGCUCAAAUGGGGGUCUGCCCUAGAAUUUGACCCCCACUUUUUUCUGUCUCAUCUGAUGACAUAUAGGCUGUUAAACAACUUGGUGAAUUUUUUUCGAAAAAUUCGUCAUCAUGACCGAGAUAUGACAUAUUUAUUGAAUUUCGUUCAGUGUGAUAUAUUGUGCUAAUUUAUUGCCGAAACAUCGCAGAACUGAGCACACCUACGUUAUGGGCCAUGCUGAACAACUUUGUAAUUGACCCCAAGUUUGUCAGAUUACUGUAACAUACCGUAACGUCCAUGCUCAAUCAAUAAAUCUCGAUUUUCUCGAUUUUUUCAAUAAUUUUCUCGGAAUUUUUUUGCCUUUUUGGAAUCAGCAUCAAAUUCUGCAUCGGAUAGACUAUAUGCGCAUCUCCCGAUAGGUGUACAAAAAUGUCGUGGCGCAACCGGUAGUGGGUCGGACUACCAUUCAAAAGGUCCCGGGUUCGAGUCCGGGUGGAAGCAAAAAUGCUCAAACGCACUGGAAAUUGUCCCAAAACAGUUUUAAUCUAUUGGAACUCUGGUAAAAAUAAAUAAUAAUUAACAUUGUUCCCUAAAAAGGCUAAAUUUUGGAUUUUACGAAUUUUUUGAAAAUCAUGAUUUUUGUGGGGACAAAUCUGCCGAAGAACUGAAAAUUUUUUGCAAGCGAUUUUUUUGUUUAGAAACAACGCAUGGCACGUAAAAAGAGUAUUCCUCAAAUGAUUUCGUUCAAUUUUGCCCAAAUCACCAAAAAAGUUGAACUUUUUCGUUUUAAUCGGAGAGCACCGCCAGAACCCAGUAAGCCAAAGUGACGUCAUUCAAACGUGGAUACACAUGUUUUCAUGUAUGGGGAGUCGAAUUUUUAGCAAAUUUUACAAGAUUGAAUACUGUAACAUCAUGAAAUAUGUGAAUAUUUACAAAUUUUUAAAUGUAAAAUUUUUUGUGGAAAGUCUUCGGGGCUAUUAGAAAGAUAUUUGAAGGCAGCGCAAAAUACUGCUCUAGAAAAUUGGAAACGUUUCCGCGUAAGGACUCCUGAAAGUCAUUAUUUCAAUUUUUUGUCAAAUGCCAAAAUACGAAAUUUUUUUGGUGUUUUGGGCAAAAUUGAACGAAAUCCUUUGAGGAAUACUCUUUUUAAGUGCCAUGCGUUGUUUCUAAACAAAAAAAUCGCUUGCAAAAAAUUUUCAGUUCAUCGGCAGAUUUGGGCCCACAAAAAUCAUGAUUUUCAAAAAUUUCGUAAAAUCCAAAAUUUUGCCUUUUUAGGGAACAAUGUUAAUUAUUAUUUAUUUUUACCACAGUUCCAAUAGAUUAAAACUGUUUUGGGACAAUUUCCAGCGCGUUUGAGCAUUUUUGCUUCCACCCGGACUCGAACCCGGGACCUUUUGAAUGGUAGUCCGACCCACUACCGGUUGCGCCACGACAUUUUUGUACACCUAUCUGGAGAUGCGCAUAUAGUCUAUCCGAUGCAGAAUUUGAUGCUGAUUCCAAAAAUGCAAAAAAAAUCCGAGAAAAUUAUUGAAAAAAAUCGAGAAAAUCGAGAUUUAUUGAUUGAGCAUGGACGUUACGGUAUGUUACAGUAACCUGACAAACUUGGGGUCAAUUACAAAGUUGUUCAGCAUGGCCCAUAACGUAUGUGUACUCAGUUCUGCGAUGUUUCGGCAAUAAAUUAGCACAAUAUAUCACAUUGAACGAAAUUCAAUAAAUAUGUCAUAUCUCGGUCAUGAUGACGAAUUUUUCGAAAAAAAUUCACCAAGUUGUUUAACAGCCUAUAUGUCAUCAGAUGAGUCAGAAAAAAGUGGGGGUCAAAUUCUAGGGCAGACCCUCCUUCCACAACUGGCGAAGUCUCUUUUAAAUUAACAACUAAAUUUUCUAAAGUGAAUUCUUUUUUUUGGAAAGACUUCUUUUGCUCGCUUCGGGUAGCAAGACUUCUCUAAAAACAUUUCCCUUGAAUAUAACCUAAUAUUUCUUACAGAUCGAAGGCAAAGACACCGCCUGCUUUGUCCGUAACUGGCUGACCUCCAACGUCGUUGACCAAUACAACUGCACUCUUCCUUACCUCACCGACAUCCCGAACGUCCCUCCUCGGAAUGUCUGUGACCCCGUUGUCGUCGUUCGAGAGUAUUUCCACACCAUCCAACUGGUCCAUUCGGGCUCUGUUCACUCUCAAGAAUGUGUUCCCGGCUGUAAACGUUGGGAAUAUGGAGUUUCCUUACAACAGAGUCAAGCACUCGAUAAUUUCACUGGGUUUAAAUUCAAUUUGGAAGCCUCAUUCUACGAUCUACAAUACGAACAUGUCAAAGAAGUUUAUACGACAUCCGUGCCGGGAUUCAUGUCUCAAAUCGGAGGUCAAUUUGGAUUCUUCUUGGGGUUGUCGAUCAUUACAAUGAUUCAGAUUGGGAUUUAUCUCAUCUCCUACGUCUUUAACUUCUUUUACAAACUUUUUAAACAGUCCCCUGAAGAUGAGAAUGAAGACAAUCAAGACCCAACAAUGACUGAUUAUAACGGAGCGAUACCGAGUAAUGGCCAUGUUCGGACUAACGGAUUGCAGAUGGUCGAUGGAGUACUGUACUCGAAUAGAGUCCGACCAGUGGCGAAUGGACACAUGAUGAGCUCAUGGAUGUAG
This is a messenger RNA of Bursaphelenchus xylophilus (pine wood nematode), 4703 nucleotides long. The record is from the annotation of a GenBank genome assembly. NCBI's taxonomy places the organism in Eukaryota, Metazoa, Nematoda, Chromadorea, Rhabditida, Aphelenchoididae.